This is a messenger RNA of Echinops telfairi (small Madagascar hedgehog), 9516 nucleotides long. RefSeq names its product adhesion G protein-coupled receptor G4 (gene ADGRG4). NCBI's taxonomy places the organism in Eukaryota, Metazoa, Chordata, Mammalia, Afrosoricida, Tenrecidae. Gene Ontology annotation, molecular function: G protein-coupled receptor activity. The record is from RefSeq and is a predicted model, not a curated record. Gene Ontology annotation, cellular component: membrane. The transcript is spliced from 24 exons. Gene Ontology annotation, biological process: adenylate cyclase-activating G protein-coupled receptor signaling pathway; cell surface receptor signaling pathway.
AUGAAAGAUGAUAAGGAAAGAAUUCUUCUUUUGGCGCAGCCCAUCUCAGCAAAGGAAACCAGAAAUAAUAUCCCGCUAAAUCAACCCCACAAAUGUGGUUCUUUGAAAAUAUUUUUCCUUCCUGUCCUUUCUCCCACCCUCUAUAACUUACUAUCCUUCCCUAUCCCUGCCCCUGUCACUGGCCCCGACCUCCUCAUAGUCUUCAAAGUCUUCUCUCUUGGUGUGAAAACUACUUUUCUUUUUCUUUCAGAUGCACUUUCACUGAAAGGAAAAAAGCUGGAUUUUUAUGGAAGAGGCGACACAUAUGUAAGCCUGAAUGACACGAUCCCUGAACUCAGUCGAUUCACGGUGUGCAUUGACUUGAUAUCCAGGAGUGACAACUCGAGUAAUUGGAUAGCCUUCUCCUACAUGACUAAUAACACCUUGUUGGGCAGAGAAGACAUAGACCUUGGACUUGCAGGAGACCACCAGCAAAUAAUACUCUACAACUUGGGCAAGAUCUUUUCUGUCCGUUACCACCUGACUCCAUUUCAAUGGCAUACCGUGUGCUUGAUAUGGGACGGUGUGAAGGGUAUGCUAGAGCUCUUUCUCAAUAAAGAAAGGCUACUGGUAAUGAUGGAUCAACCACAAAACCUGACAGCUAAUGGGACUUUAGUCCUCGGGCACUUGCCUGCAAACAGGAACGGCCAUGCUACAAGUGUGGUGCCUAGCUUCACCGGCAGCUUAUGCUACUUUCAACUUUGGGACCACAUUCUGGAAAAUGAAGAAUUUAUGAAGUGUUUAGAUGGAAAUGUAGUUAGUUGGAAAGAAGAUGCUUGGCUCGUCAACAAUAUGAUUCCGACUGUUGAUAAGACACUGCGCUGCUUCGUUUCUGAUAAUAUAACAACCCCAGGAACAAGUACAACUCUUUCGCAACAGACAGAUUUCACAACUCCAUCACAAAUUACUGGACUAAACCUAGAAAAGACUGUAGAUUCCUCUACCGUGGUCUCUAAUAGUAAUCCUGUGUUUGAAACUAGUUGUACAACUGUAUCAUAUUCCAAUAUAACAUCUCCACCUCUGGAAACAAUGACUGCAUCAAAAAAUUUUCCAUCUAUAGCUGAGACAUCUGCAUUAGCAGCAGAUAUUUUGUCUACGUCAGCAGCCGUUACACCACCUACAAAGAGUACAUCCAAAAUCACUACUAAAAAUUCCAUGAAAACAAGUAAAUUCCUAUCGUCAGAAAAGACAAUGACAACAAAAAUGGCAGAAUCCCUUACUUCUGAGACCUUUAAUCCAACGACAGCUACUUCUUUUCUAUACACAUCUGGAUUCCCCAAGAAUUCUGUUGUAUCUAAAACUUCAUCAACUAGAUUUCAGACAGCUUUUAUGAAGACAACAACUCUUUUCUCAUCAAUUGAAUCAACUUCUGUGCCUACAACAUCCACAGCUAUUGGGACACGCCCCUUCUCCACAGCUGGUCAUGCAUUUCUUCCAUCUUCAGCUGCUGGAACUGUACCAUGGUCUACAGUGGAACAGGUGUUAGCUACAACUGCUCACAUUGGGACUGCAUCAGUAUUCCCACCUGAGACUGAGCUCAUGUCCACAGCUGCUCCAGUGGACUCUGUGUUUACUAGAAAUCAGCCUGCAUCUACAGUUCACCCAGUGAUUCUUUCAACUAGGCCCACUGAGACGAAAACUGGCCCAAGAACAACUGUAACGGAUUUGGCAUCUACAAAUUUCCAGACUGGCUCUUCACCCAGUGUGGAGGAUGCCAUAUCUACCUCUGUGACGAAAGAGGCCUCGUCCAUAGCCCUUUCUUUCAGGACAUCCACUUUGCUCACGGGAGCUCAGAGUGUCCGGACAGUUCCUGAUGCUGAGACCGCAAUGACAGUCUUAAUGCCUGGAAUCACACUUGCACCUAUAGUGACUGAAACCAUUGCCGUCCCAACAUUCACAGGGCCAAUAUAUACACAGAACGUGACCACAGCAGGUGAAAGCAUGCUUCCUUUGAAUUCUACUAGAUCAGCUUCCACAGCCAAGGCGCUGGAGUUAGGCCCUACAACUCUAACUGAUGAAACGACUCAUGCAUUGUUCACUAAUGAGACCACUUGGACUUCUGGGCCAGACCAGAAUCUUUUGACAUCGAUAGAUGAGAGCACCAUAUUUACAUUUACGCCUAAUGAAAAUUUCACAUCAUCAUUCCGUGGGAGUACUUCUAAUGCGGAAAAUUCAUUGACAACAGUUAAUAUUAUCACUCCACCAAACACAUUCACAGAAAGUGAGGCUGCUACGGCUGCUGAUGCUGUUAUUACUACUGCAGCCAGAUAUACAACAGUUCUAUCCAAGUUGACAUCUCCGUGGUUUGCUGACUUAUCCACAAUUUCUGGAGCCACGUCUGUACCCAAACCAUCUGAGUCUAAAGCGACCACCUUACAAUCCAAAACCACCCCUGUGUUCACAGUAGCCACAAAUGAGCUUCGUUCUACACCGAGGGAAACAGUUCCACCAGAAGAUAUGAAAUCUACCCUUGCUGAUAUUGAAUCAUAUUUUCCUACUGAGAAGCCUUCUGAGACCACACAAACAGAAACAAAAAAUGCAAUUCCAUCUGAAGAGACAACAGGCCUUAUUUCAACGUCGGUGACAGCACAACUUCUCAAUGCUACUCUGACAAGGCAAGAAACAACUUCUGGUGAUCUUAAGGACAAGUCAGCUACAGCAGUGACACCUGAGGUUUCUCCAUUUCCCACAAAACUAGAGGCAACGCAUGGAUCUGCACCAAAGGUGACAGCUGCGAUCACCAUUUCCCCUUUUCUGAAUAUCGAAAAAAUUACUACUCCAGUGGACAAUAAAACUGCAACUACCGAAGUUCUAGAAAGUUGGUUUACAACAAAAUCUAUGAAAAGCACAUCUAAGAGUUUGAGUUCAUACAACGGAACUACAGCAAUCUUCCAUUCCACCCACACCUAUACAACACGUUGGACUUCAGAGACUCCACCUGAUGGGAAUUCAGUUCCAUCUCCCACUUCUGGGAACUCACAGACAUUCCCUGACCUCCUGGAUGUUUCUACUCCAAGGAUACUUGGAACCAUUUUCACCACUGCUGCAGACAGUACACCAAUGCCGCCCUGGUCUGCUGGCCCCUUACCUCCACAGCCUACAUCCACCCCUUCCCCAGCAACUCCUGGACCUCUUACCCAUAUGUUCUCAGCGUCAGUUAAUGACUCUACUGUCACCUCUUCGGUGGUAUCUGAUGAGACUAAGGUGACCAUACCUGAGUCCCCAACACUGGCCAGGACUUUCUCCACAUCUGCACUUUCAGAUCCCUUAACUCUUCCAUCAGCUACAGUGAUGACAACAUCAGUGACAAUAUUGGGCCAGACUCCUACGACCAACAAUGCCAUGCCUAGCCACACAGACCCUGUUCUUAUCACUUCAGAAGUGACAGUGACCUCUGUCAAGAUGACACCCAUGACAGUUUCCUCUUUGACAGAAGCUCCAGUCCCUUCACUGAGCCCCCCUACUCCUAUGACAACUAAUGUUGGUAGCACCCUUCCUUCCAUCUCAUCUGACACAGUAACUCCAUCCACACAUCUUCUUACCCAUUCCGCAUCUCUCCCUGACAACAUUCCUGUUGUGUUCUCCACUCGUGUGUUCUCAACUGCAUCGACACCAGCAGCAACCCAACCUACAUCUGAAGUGGUAGAGGCUAUCUUGAGUGGUGGUACAGUUGUUCUUAGCUUGGUGACUGGCACUACAGAAACCUCUGUUAUUGAUGAGACCAUGCCAUCACAUACCUCUACCAACAAGCUUACUACUUCAGUAGACAAUCACAAUUCUCAAUUUUCCACACAUCUUGUAAACACACCUGUUCCCACCCUAUUGAUGAAAGAUACCUCUAUUGUGUCAUCUGACAAAGAACAAAUGAUCACCUCCUUGGGAAAUACUCCAAGGACUAUGGAGGCAAUAAAAACGUCCCCAUCAAAGAUUCCUUUUACUUCAUAUUCCCAUGGCACCUCAUCCUUGGAAAUGCCAGAUACAGAAACCAAAACGAUUUCCAGUCACCAAACACAUUCACCUUCAGAGAUUCCACUUGGAACUCUGCCUGAGGGAAGUUCAGCUUUAUAUCCCACUUCUGGAAGCACACCUACUCCACCUCCCUCGACCUCACAUAACACAGUAGAUGCUCCCAUUUCAGAAAUGUCUGCCAGUGCUGGGGACACCACUCUCCUUUCACUAGCUCAGACAGUCACUGCACUUGCAUCUUCUGAAAAGAAAAACUUGAGUACCCCUUCAGUACACACUCCCCGAUCUGUGGAAAUGACAGUAGGCUCCACUUCUGUAACUCCCCCUGUCUCAUUCCACCAGGACACUUCUUUUGUAGAUACUUCAUCUUACAGGACAAUCACAGUACCCACUUCUAUGAGCAUCGGCACAACUACUUCUCAGCUGCCUUCACUCAGGACUCAACCGCUGGUCACUUCAGUUUUCGCUCCUCUUUAUAAAAGCACACAGACUUCCUCUGGGUCCUUGUCUCUUUCCACAACCGGACUUUCCAAUGUCAACUUCACAGCGAUUUCUAAUGAUGACAAGAACACGACAGUCCUUUCUGUUCCAAAUGUACCGAUGUUUGGGAAAACCUCAAUGGCAACCCCUGUUCCUACCUCCCAGAUGUCCUUCCUGCCAACUAAUGCCACUGCUUUCACUUCCAGAAUUGUUUCUGACACACCCACAAUGCCAAUGGCUAAGCCUUCUGAAACAACACACUCGGGUUGUUUGAAAAGUCCAUCGGUAGUCACUUCGGGGCCGAGAUCUGAGAUCCCCUCCCUGCCAGCUAAGGACUCUACUUCCUCACCUGCAGUGUCUUUUUCUGAUACUUCCACAAUUGAGUCGUUCUCUACCUUAUUAGUUCCACCAGUCCCAAGAACUGCCACGACACCAGAACCGUCUACAGCGGAUGUCAUAGCUGUGACAUACACUUGGCCUACUGCAAAAGACACGAUGGUUUCUCCUGCUUUUACUACUUCCGAAACGACAACGACAUCUUCCGGGAUCACACCUACAUUGGUUUCCUCUCUGAAAAAGUCAAAUUUUCCCUCUGUGAAAACCACCCCAACCACCACUGCCUUUUCUCUACUCAGUUCUGAAAACACUGACGCUGUUUCCUCCGCACCAAUGGCCACAUUGCCACCAAUUCUGUCAACAAGCCAACAACUAUCUAAAGAAGUUGAGACUACAACUCUGAACGUAUUACCUGGGAUGACUGACAUCUCCCGAUCUACUGUGAGCAGUGGUCGAGUGACAGGUCUCACACAUAUUUAUUCCAGCACUAUUGUCCCUGAAAAUAGGCCUUCAUCUCUCCCUUCAGAUAAUAUCCAUACUUCCCUGAAUAGUCAGGUUUCCUCCUCUUUAACUAACUUGAACAGUACUCCGGGACCCACAAGAAGGGCGAAAGUCACCACUUCCCUUUCUUCUGGUACAGGAAAGAUAACUUCCCUGUCAGAAAAUAUUUCUUUAACAGAUGAACUAACAAAAAGUGCCACAUCUGUGAAUACUUCUACUUCGCAUCCUUUGUUGACCCCAUCCAUAGCAACUCCAGUCUCUUUCACACCAUUUUUAAAUUUACCUCAUCGUACUGAAGCUAACUUUUCCACUACAAAGACGUCUCCAGUCCCUACAUCCCAUAUGGUUGAAUUUCCUGUGCAGGGAACAGCAAUAACAUCUAGUAACUCCCAGUCUUUGCUUAAGACUUCCUGGAAUACACCCACAGCUACGGACACUCAAUUUUCAAUUCCCAUCACUGUUCCUACACCUACAUCCAACAAAAAGGACACAGAAAUGCCACCACUUACCCCAGUAUCAUUGUCAACGCUCACAGCCUCUCAAACUGGCCUUGUAUCUGAAGGGGCUACCUCAGAAUCAUCAAUCCGCACCUCUGGAAUUCUGCCAAAUUUGGGGUUCUCUGAGAAUCCUUUAUUGCCAUCUUCUUCAAGUGUUACCCCUCCCCCCUUGCAGCCAUUUGAGAAGACCACUACAGCUUUAACUCCUGGAAUCACACUCCCAAUGGAAUCUUCUGGUGUCAUUGCAGAAUCGACCAUUUCAAAGGCUGCUACUUUACUCAUUCAGACUUGGAUUCCAUUUAGUCUUCCUUCAAGUUCCCCUUUGACAACUGUAUCCCAAACUCCUCAAGCUAUAACUUCCUCUACAGAAGAGCAGUCAAGCUCCACAUUUCUGGCUUCUGACAUGACACCAACACCCUCAUUCACUGACUUGACAACUUUUCCCUUUGCCACUGAAGGCCCUGUCCUCACUAGAACCACUCCCAUACCUACAAUGGCUAGUAUCACAACUGGCUUCCCAGCUUCUCUCCAAAUGUCUACAGAAACCACAGAAGACAAUGUAGACAUUUCUACACCCCCAGGGGCAUCCCCCAGAAACACUGUGCUGGUCAACUCCAGGACUGUGUCUCAACUUCCAUCCUUUAGCAGGAUAAGCAUGUCACCUCUUAUAACUAACUAAAACUCAUCUAUUGGUUCCGUUCCUCUGUCUCGCCCUACAAUAACAUCUUCAUGGGGCAGUGUCCCAGCUGGACCUACAUCCCCUACUGCAGUUCUUUCUGAGCCCACACUGGACUCGCUUCCAAAUAUAGUCACUAUUACUUCCACUGCUACUGACGCCUCAUUUCCACUCAAAUCCACUGGAAUAACACAUCCGUCUACAGCAAUGGUGUCUUCAUUAAUCUCUUCCUCUUAUGAGACAACCUGGCUUGACUCCACACCUUCCUUUCUGUCUAGAGGAACAAUGACUUCAACUAUCGCUGCUGAGUCUACAGUUUCCUUCUACAAUAUUAUAAUGAACUUCUCAGUCACUGAUGGAGAGCCAAGGAUCCUUAUUACCAGUGUAAUAAAUAAAUUUGCGGAAUAUUGGUUGAAUUCUAUAUUUCAGGACAGUGAGUUCGUUCUCGCUAAUUUGGCUACCCAAAUUAAAAACAGAGACACGCUUGAGGAAGAAAUGAUCAUGGACAGAACUAUUUUGGAACAGAGAGAAGGGCAAGGAAUGGAUUAUAUUUCCCGUGUACCAUACAGCUGUGUUUGUCAGGUCAUCGUAAAGGCCAACUCUUCUUUAGCACCUAAUGAAUUGAUCCACAAGAUUAGAAGUAAAAUACAUGGCAAUAUUACCCAUGGAAACUUCACCCAAGAUUAGUUGACUUUAUUAGUAAAGUCUGAAGAUGUUGCAGUAAAAAAACUAGAGCCGGGAAAGUGCAAAGCCGAUGAAACAGUCUCAAAAUUCAAAGGGACCUAUAAGUGGCUAUUAACCAACCCUACUGAGAUCGCCCAAACUAGAUGCAUAAAAAAUGAGGAUGGAAGUGCUACCAGAAUCUGUUCAAUCAGCAUCAGCACUGGCAAAUCUCAGUGGGAAAAACCAAAGUUCAAACAGUGCAAAUUGCUUCAAGGACUUCCCGAUAAGAUUGUGGAUCUUGCCAAUAUUACCAUAAAUGAUGAGAAUGCAGACGAUGUUGCAGUGCACAUUUUAAAUUUGAUAAAUGAAUCCCCACCUCUGGAUGAAGAAGAAAUAAAGAUAAUUGUGUCUAAAGUAUCUGAUAUUUCACAAUGUAAUGAAAUAAGUAUGAACCUAACCCAGAUUAUAUUACAAAUAAUCAAUGCUGUUUUGGGAAAACAUACCGAUUCAGCAUCUGACUUGCAUGAAGUGAGCAUUGAAAUUCUGAGGAUAAUUGAUCGUGCUGGUCACAAAAUGGAAUUUUUUGGGAGGACAGCGAAUCUGACAGUGGCCAGGCUGGCUUUGGCUGUGCUGCGGGUGGACCACACGUUUGAAGGCAUGGCCUUCAGCAUUCGUUCUUAUGAAGAAGGUGCCGACCCUGAGAUUUACCUAGGUGAAGUCCCUCUGGGAAAGACUUUGGCUUCCAUAUAUUUGCCUAAAUCACUGAGGGAGAGAAUUCCUCUUCACAACUUACAGACCAUCUUGUUUAAUUUCUUUGGCCAAACUUCACUCUUCAAGACCAAAAACUUCACUACAGCAUUAAGCACAUACGUUGUGAGUGCCAGCAUUUCAGAUAUGUCCAUUCAAAACUUGGCUGACCCAGUGGUUAUCACUCUGCAGCACAUUGAAGGAAAUCGGCAUGGUCAGUUUCACUGUGCCUUUUGGGAUUUUGGCAAAAACAAUGGCCUAGGUGGAUGGAAUUCAUCAGGCUGUAAAGUCAAUGAAACAAAUGUAAAUUAUACAAUUUGUCAGUGUGACCAUCUCACUCAUUUUGGAGUCUUAAUGGAUUUAUCCAGAUCUACAGUGGAUGAAGUGAAUGAAAGGAUAUUAGUCCUUAUAACAUAUGCUGGAUGUGGAAUCUCCUCCAUUUUCCUGGGAAUUGCAAUCGUAACUUACAUAGUUUUUCAUAAACUUCGAAAAGAUCAUCCGUCCAAAAUCCUGGUCAACUUGUGCACAGCACUCCUGAUGCUAAACAUGGUGUUUCUGGUCAAUUCCUGGUCAGCCUCAUUUCAGAAUGUGGGUCUUUGUAUCACAGCUGCAGUGGCUCUUCAUUACUUCCUGCUCGCCUCCUUGACCUGGAUGGGCCUGGAGGCCGUGCACAUGUAUUUUGCUGUAGUCAAAGUCUUCAACAUAUACAUUCCAAAUUACAUCCUUAAAUUUUGUCUAAUUGGCUGGGGGAUCCCCGCCAUUACCGUGGCAAUCAUACUCAGUGUGAAAAAGGAUUUGUAUGGAACUCUGAGCCCAACGGCUCAGUUUUGUUGGAUUAAAGACGAUUUUAUCUUUUACAUCUCAGUUGUGGCUUAUUUUUGCCUCAUAUUUAUCACGAAUCUCUCCAUGUUCUGCACUGUUCUUAUUCAACUGAAUUCUAUGAAAGUCCAAAGCCAGAAGACUCGACGGAAAAUCAUCCUGCACGACCUAAAAGGCACAACAAGCCUGACUUUCUUACUUGGCCUCACGUGGGGGUUUGCCUUUUUUGCCUGGGGACCUGUAAGGAUCCUCUUCUUGUAUCUUUUUGCCAUUGUUAACACCUUGCAAGGAUUCCUCAUUUUCGUGUUCCACUGCGCGAUGAAGGAGAGCGUGCGGGAGCAGUGGCAGAUACACCUUGGUUGUAGGUGGUUUCACAUGGAUAACUCUUCUGAUGUGAGCAGCAGAUAUGAGCUGAAGGUUGUCUAUAAACAGGAGAGACUGAAGAAAAACUUUGAACACAAAUUGCUGACACCAUCCCUCAAGUCAACAACAACUAAUUCCACUUUCAAAUUUGGGGGCUCCACACAAGGCACUCCUUCAGACAUAAGCUUUCCCAAUGAUGGCUUUGAUGAAGAUUCCUGUUGUUUUUCUUCCUUGGGUUGUGAAACUGUGCCUAACUGUGUGAGAAGAAUAUUGCCCAUGGAAAUCAAAGUGAAUUCCAUUCACAAACAAAGAUUUCUUCAAUAAAUCCCAGCAGAAAUACCACUGACCUUCCCAGUUGGGGGAAAAAAAUCAAAUUUGUGAAGUAAACUGAGCCAGCUUCCUAUUCUAAGUAUUAAUUUGGAAGGGGCA